Messenger RNA from Cylicocyclus nassatus, 241 nucleotides. The record is from the annotation of a GenBank genome assembly. Lineage: Eukaryota; Metazoa; Nematoda; Chromadorea; Rhabditida; Strongylidae.
GGCGGCUGGAAAGCAAGGCCGCUCGGACCCGCGAAGCAGUAUGCGUAUCCCUCGCAAGCUGCUCUCUAAUCAUUCCCCAUCCUUGAUUAGGCCUCGAGGUCCCACCUUCCCGCCAACCCCGUUGUAUCAAAGGCACGGCGCUACCCCAGCGCUGGAACGGCACUGGCACGGCACUGGAACUAGCUACUCUAGGCUGGCGGAGGUUACAGCAAGAAUUUCGAUCGGUAUGCGGCGCUUCUCG